Elaeis guineensis (African oil palm) is the source of this 6461-nucleotide messenger RNA. RefSeq names its product ABC transporter A family member 1. NCBI's taxonomy places the organism in Eukaryota, Viridiplantae, Streptophyta, Magnoliopsida, Arecales, Arecaceae. Gene Ontology annotation, biological process: lipid transport; transmembrane transport. Gene Ontology annotation, molecular function: ATP hydrolysis activity; ABC-type transporter activity; ATP binding. Gene Ontology annotation, cellular component: intracellular membrane-bounded organelle; membrane. The record is from RefSeq and is a predicted model, not a curated record.
GGUGAAGCCCAUUUACCGACCCACAGAAGUAUCACGCGCUCCGCGCCAGUAUCACUAUCCAUUUCCUUUUGCGACUUCCGGGCAUCACCCUGGGCCACCACACUCGGCCGGCCGCCUUGGAGCCGCCUGGUCCUCCUCCACUCUUUACCAAAAGUAAAAGAUCCGCGAAAGCAACAGCCCCUCCUCUCUUUUCUAAGUCUUCUCCCUCCCUUCCCCUUCCGCAUACGCAGUCUCCGCCUCAUCCAGAUUCUCUCUCUCUCUCUCUCUCUCUUCGUUUUGUCGAGCAAUUGGUGGUUGUUUUCUGAAUCCUUCGAGCGAAGAAAGAGGGAUUCCGGUUCCCGGGGGGGGGGAGGGAGGGAGUGGGGAGCUCUCAACGGCAGCUGAGAGCGAUGCUCCGAAAGAACUGGCUUCUCAAAAUCCGCCAUCCUUUCGCCACCUGUGCCGAGAUUCUACUACCAACUAUUGUGAUGUUGAUGCUGGUUGGCAUUCGGUCAAGAGUCGAUACACAAGUUCACCCUGUACAAGCGUAUAUUCGAAAGGGCAUGUUUGUUGAAGUGGGAAACAGCGAGAUUUCUCCGAGUUUCGAUGACAUUUUGAAAUUGAUGAUUGUCAAAGGUGAACAUUUGGCUUUUGUACCAGACACCAACGAAACGAGGUUGAUGUUGGAUGUAUUAUCCUUAAAGUUUCCACUCCUAAAGAUGGUCGCGAGAAUUUACAAAGAUGAGCUAGACCUAGAAACUUACAUAUGCUCAGAUCUUUAUGGCAUUAAUGAUCAAGACAAGAACUUUUCAUACCCCAAGAUCAAAGGAGCAAUAGUAUUUCAUACACAAGGUCCUCAAAUAUUUGACUAUAGCAUACGUCUUAACCACACAUGGGCUUUCUCGGGUUUUCCCGAUGCUAAAACUAUCAUGGAUGUGAAUGGACCGUAUCUCAAUGACUUGGAGUUGGGUGUCAAUGUUGUACCAACUCUUCAGUAUGGAUUUAGUGGAUUUCUGACUUUGCAGAAGGUGGUGGAUUCAUUAGUAAUACUUCUAGCACAGCAAAAUGGAACUCAUGUUAGCCCUGAGAGUAGAGAACCACCGUUGUUCCACCCAUUUGGCAUUCAUUCUCAUAUCAACCUUCCAUGGACACAGUACAGUCCAGCAAACAUUAGCAUUGCUCCAUUUCCAACUCGCGAAUUCACAGAUGAUGAGUUCCAGUCAAUUGUAAAGAGUGUCAUGGGAGUAUUAUACCUCUUGGGUUUUCUCUAUCCAAUUUCUCGUCUAAUCAGCUAUUCUGUUUUUGAGAAGGAGCAGAAGAUUAAAGAAGGCCUGCAUAUGAUGGGUCUUAAAGAUGAGAUAUUUUACCUUUCCUGGUUGAUUACAUAUUCUCUACAGUUUGCAAUUUCUUCAGCAAUCAUUACAAUAUGCACGAUGAGCAGUCUUUUUAUAUAUAGUGAUAAAUCACUGGUCUUCGCCUACUUCUUCUUUUUCGGUUUAAGUGCAGUCAUGCUUUCCUUUUUGAUCUCCACCUUUUUUUCUCGUGCAAAGACAGCUGUGGCAGUUGGCACCCUUUCUUUUCUAGGAGCUUUCUUUCCUUAUUACUCAGUCAAUGACUCUGCUGUCCCUAUGAUAUGGAAGAUCUUGGCCUCUUUGCUUUCACCUACUGCAUUUGCCCUUGGGACAGUAAAUUUUGCUGAUUAUGAGCGUGCUCAUGUUGGAGUUCGGUGGACCAAUAUCUGGCAGGCUUCCUCUGGAGUCAAUUUUUUGGCCUGCCUCUCGAUGAUGAUGCUUGACAUGGCUUUGUAUUGUGCUAUUGGUUUAUACUUAGAUAAGGUUCUUCCUAGAGAGAAUGGAGUUCAUUAUCCUUGGAAUUUCCUGUUUACUAAGCAAUUUUGGCAGAGGAAAAAAAUGUUUCAUCGUCAUCCUGAUGGCCUUGGACACAAGCUCCAUGAUGAAACAUUAGGAAGCAAAUCACAUUAUGCUGGUAAGGGUGCCUUUGAACCUGCUAUAGAAGCAGUAAGCUUGGAUAUGAAACAACAGGAACUUGAUGGUCGGUGUAUCUGUAUCAGGAAUCUGCAUAAAGUCUAUAUGACAAAGAAGGGAAAAUGUUGUGCUGUCAACUCACUUCAACUCACUCUCUAUGAAAACCAGAUUCUAGCUCUUCUAGGGCAUAAUGGUGCUGGCAAAAGCACAACCAUUUCUAUGCUGGUUGGUCUUCUUCCUCCUACAUCUGGUGAUGCACUAGUUUUUGGCAAGAAUAUUAGGACCGACAUGGAUGAGAUACGGAAGACAUUGGGUGUGUGUCCACAGAAUGACAUACUUUUUCCAGAACUAACGGUCAAGGAACACAUGGAAAUAUUUGCAAUUUUGAAAGGUGUUGAGGAGGACUGCUUGGAUAGGAAGGUGAAAAAUAUGAUUGAUGAAGUGGGUUUGGCAGAUAAAGUUAACACAAUCGUGGGUGCACUUUCUGGGGGAAUGAAGAGGAAACUGUCCCUUGGUAUUGCUCUUAUUGGAAACAGCAAGGUUAUCAUCCUUGAUGAACCAACUAGUGGUAUGGAUCCAUACUCAAUGCGUUCAACAUGGCAGUUGAUAAAGAAGAUCAAGAAGGGAAGGAUAAUAUUGUUGACAACACAUUCCAUGGAUGAAGCUGACGUUCUAGGUGAUCGAAUAGCUAUUAUGGCAAAUGGUCAUUUGAGAUGCUGUGGAAGCUCCCUUUUCUUGAAGCAUAAAUAUGGGGUUGGUUACACCCUUACAAUGGUGAAGGCUGCAACUGGUGCCUCUGUGGCUGCUGACAUUGUUCAUCGUCAUGUUCCAACCGCUACAUGCUUAUCUGAUGUGGGUACUGAAAUUUCCUUCAGACUUCCUCUUGCAUCAUCUGCUUCCUUUGAGAACAUGUUUCGAGAAAUUGAGAGUUGCAUAAGAAGAUCAUAUGAUUCACAUCUAAGCUCUGAAAAAUGCCACUCCAGUUAUGGUGAGGGAAAUUUUGGCAUUGAGAGUUACGGUAUCUCUGUCACAACCUUGGAGGAGGUAUUCUUGAGAGUUUCAGGGCAAAACUUAGAUGAAAAUGAUAAAAGUAUAUAUUAUGCAUCUCAUACUGGAUCUGAUACAGUGGUUUCUGAAGCUUCCCACAGUACACUGAUAAAAUCAACAAGCUCAAAAUUAUCCUUUCAGUUUCAUAUAAAGUUCUUCAUAUGGAUAUGUUAUACUCUGGGAAGCAUCUGCAGAUUAAUAUUUGCCACUAUUUGUACUUUCAUAGCAUUUAUUACAUCUAAGUUUUGUUGCUGUGGUCUGGUUACGAGGUCUACAUUUUGGGAACAUAGCAAAGCUCUUGUCAUAAAAAGGGCAAUAUCUGCUCGGAGAGAUAGAAGGACAAUUGUUUUCCAGCUGUUCAUUCCAGCUGUAUUUUUGCUGUUUGGUUUGCUGUUUUUGAAACUUAAGCCACAUCCUGAUCAGUAUUCUGUGACUUUGACAACAUCGUAUUUCAAUCCUUUGCUACGAGGAGGUGGUGGAGGACCUAUUCCAUUCAAUCUCUCUCUGCCUAUUGCCAAAAAGGUUGCAUCUCAUGUGAAGGGGGGUUGGAUACAGAAAGAGGAACCAAGGACUUUCAGGUUCCCUCAUUCAGAAAGGACACUUGCUGAUGCCAUUGAUGCUGCAGGGCCAGAUCUGGGCCCUGCUCUUCUUUCCAUGAGUGAAUUUCUGAUCACAAGUUUGAAUGAAUCUUACCAGUCUAGGUAUGGUGCAGUUGUAAUGAAUGACCCGAAUGAUGAUGGGAGUGUUGGAUACACGGUACUUCAUAACAGUUCCUGUCAGCAUGCUGCACCAACUUAUAUCAAUGUGAUGAAUUCUGCAAUUUUAAGGCUUGCAACUGGUAAUAAAAAUAUGACAAUUCGAACUCGUAAUCACCCUUUGCCGAUGACAAUGUCACAGAGGUCUCAGAGACAUGAUUUGGAUGCAUUCUCUGCUUCAAUUAUUGUUAAUAUAGCAUUUUCCUUCAUCCCAGCCUCAUUUGCAGUCGCCAUUGUUAAGGAACGUGAAAUCAAAGCAAAGCACCAGCAGCUGAUUAGUGGGGUUUCUAUAUUGUCAUAUUGGAUAUCAACAUAUGUAUGGGACUUCAUCAGCUUCUUAUUUCCCACUUCACUUGCAGUUAUACUAUUUUUUAUCUUUGAUCUGAGUCAGUUUAUUGGAAAUGGUUGCUUUGUUCCAACAAUUGUCAUGUUUCUGGAAUAUGGAUCAGCAAUUGCCGCAUCAACUUAUUGUCUCACUUUUUUCUUUUCUGACCAUUCAAUUGCUCAGAAUGUAGUUUUACUGGUCCACUUUUUCAGUGGGCUCAUUCUUAUGGUUAUUUCAUUUCUAAUGGGACUCGUCGAGGCAACAAAAGAGGCAAACUCUUUAUUUAAGAAUUUCUUCAGGUUAUCACCAGGGUUUUGCUUUGCGGAUGGGCUUGCUUCACUUGCUCUUCGACGGCAAGGAAUGAAAGAGGGAACUGGAAGUGACAUUCUUGACUGGAAUGUCACUGGUGCCUCUAUCUGCUAUUUACUUCUUGAGAGCAUCAUUUACUUCCUCUUGACUAUUGGGCUUGAACUGGUUCCUCAUCAAAAACUAAAGUUGGCUACAAUUACAGAGUGGUGGCAUAACUUUAUCUCUCUCCAGCAUGGCAAAACCAAAAGCUAUACCCAGCCUCUUUUGGGAUCGUUUGAUGAUGCUGCUAUAUCUGAAGAAGAUAUUGAUGUUAAAGCAGAAAGAUAUAGAAUACUCAGUGGUUGUGUUGAUAAUGCAAUAAUCUACUUGCAAAAUCUGCGGAAGGUCUAUCCUGCCAGAAGAAAUCAUGCUGCAAAGGCUGCAGUUCAUUCAUUAACUUUCUCUGUUCCGGAAGGAGAAUGUUUUGGCUUUCUAGGAACAAAUGGUGCAGGGAAGACUACAACUUUGUCAAUGUUAACUGGGGAAGAGUGUCCAACAGGUGGAACUGCAUAUAUUUUUGGCAAUGACAUACGAUUGCAUCCCAAGGCUGCUCGUCGGCUUAUUGGUUACUGCCCACAAUUUGAUGCACUUCUAGAAUUUCUGACAGCCCGUGAGCAUCUUGAGCUUUAUGCAAGAAUAAAGGGUGUUCCUGAGAUUAGCAUAAAUGAUGUCGUCAAUGAGAAGUUGAUGGAGUUUGAUUUAUGGAAGCAUGCAGAUAAGCCAUCAUAUUCUUUAAGUGGGGGUAACAAGCGCAAGCUGUCUGUUGCUAUUGCUAUGAUUGGCAAUCCUCCUAUAGUGAUUCUUGAUGAGCCUUCUACAGGUAUGGAUCCUCUUGCUAAACGGUUUAUGUGGGAUGUCAUAUCUCGCUUAUCAACUAGACUUGGAAAGACAGCUGUUAUCCUUACCACACACAGCAUGAAUGAAGCUCAGGCCCUCUGCACACGGAUUGGCAUUAUGGUUGGUGGCAGCCUUAGAUGCAUUGGGAGCCCACAGCAUCUGAAAACCCGAUUCGGAAAUCAUCUUGAGCUAGAGGUAAAGCCCACCGAGGUUAGCUCCAUUGAGCUGGAUAAUCUAUCUAAAAGAAUACAAGAAUCUCUCUUUGACUUCCCGAAUCAUACAAAAAGCAUACUAAGUGACCUUGAAAUUUGCAUUGGGGGUACUGAAACAAAGCAAACAGACUGUGUGUCGGAAAUCAGUUUGACACGGGAAAUGAUAAUUUUAAUUGCACGCAUGCUUGGAAAUGAAGAAUCCAUCUGGAAAAUUGUAUCUUCCACACCUAUCACUGAUGGCGUAUUUGGUGAACAGUUAUCAGAGCAGUUAACUCGAGAUGGUGGUAUCCCCUUGAAAAUAUUCUCUGAAUGGUGGUUGGCCAAAGAAAAGUUCUCAUUGAUUGAUUCAUUCAUCAUCUCAUCAUUUCCUGGAGCUACAUUUCAUGGGUGCAAUGGUUUAAGUGUCAAAUACCAGUUGUCUUAUGGAGAAGGGUCCUCUCUUGCUGACAUAUUUGGACAUCUGGAGCACAACAGGGAGAAACUUGGGAUAGAGGAAUACAGCAUCAGUCAAUCAACAUUGGAGACCAUAUUUAAUCAUUUUGCGGCAACACAAUAAUCAAACCAGACGGGAAACCAAACAGUCAUAUAGCAGUCAACUGUUCAUACAUUAAUUGGGUCAUUAGAAAGAAACUUGGUAUAGAAGAAUACAGCAUCAAUCAAUCAACAGAGAUAACUCGGUAUAAAAAGAAUACAGGAUCAGUCAGUCAACAGAGAAACUUGAUAUUGAAGAAAACAUUAGUCGCGGACAUUGGAGACCAUUAUUCAGUCCCUUUGCUGCUACCUCAUGGAUAUUUUAAAUUCACCCCAAAAUGUGCAGUGUUUCUUUGUCUUUCUAUUCUAGAUUUUAGACGUGAGCCACUCGGCCCUUACCUGGCCCUGGUGUAAUUAUGGCAGGUUUUGAAUUUUGAUUUUUAUAUAAAUGUUGUAUAAUAUGUUAUCUUCUUAAUAAUUUGAGGUUGUACAUUUUUAAAAA